AUGGGAACUGGUAGUUCGAUGAAGAGAACAGGACGGGGAGGAGGCAGCGGCGGGAAAGGUGGCGGCAGAAGUCCGGCGUCUCGUCAUAGAUUCACGUCGCCCGUGGGACGCGGGAAUGGUGAAAACGCAACUGGAGGACCGAUUGCGAUUUCCAUCAGCGACAGCCUGUCUCGCGGCGAGAGUCGUGGCAGCAUACCAAUUGCAAAAAGGGCGGGAUCUCGUGGGGGUGCUUUCCCCGACAGCGCCCGGGGACGGUUACGAGGCAGUGGCGGUAAAGGUGGCGGCAAGAACGAUGUUGCUCCCAGAAUGAUAGAGAUCACAAAACAAAUAGGCGACUGCGCUAAGGCAGGCAACGUUACGGGCGCAGAACGUGUCUUCAACAGCAUGCAAGCCGAAGGCCUGGAGCCGGAUGUCCGCGCUUACUGCGUUACAACCGGAAGAGCCGUUUGGAAAACCGACUGCGUGAUUGCUGCGGUUUUACACGCUAGCAACCUGAAUAAAGCACAAACAUAA
Amoebophrya sp. A120 is the source of this 513-nucleotide messenger RNA. NCBI's taxonomy places the organism in Eukaryota, Dinophyceae, Syndiniales, Amoebophryaceae. The record is from the annotation of a GenBank genome assembly.